Molecule: messenger RNA, 1152 nt
Organism: Aspergillus melleus
Lineage: Eukaryota; Fungi; Ascomycota; Eurotiomycetes; Eurotiales; Aspergillaceae
Exons: 2
Coding region: 1-1152 (383 amino acids)
Biological process (GO): regulation of DNA-templated transcription
Cellular component (GO): nucleus
Molecular function (GO): DNA-binding transcription factor activity, RNA polymerase II-specific; zinc ion binding
Source: RefSeq, a predicted model, not a curated record
AUGCUUUCCGAAGCCGAUCAGAACACAGGCAGCACAGGAGAUACACCCAAGCUGCGAGCGGCGUGCGAGAACUGCCGACAAUCCAAGGUGAAAUGUAACUUGGGAGCGAAGAACACGUGUAUCCGGUGCCUCCGCCACGGCCUGUCGUGUCGAUAUCGAGUUGCCAAUCGGUCGGGCAAGCCGAAGGGUAGUAAGAACCGGGCUACGCUGAGGAAACUGGGCCAGCUCCCCGAAGGCAAGCCCGUAUUACGGGGACCUGAUAGCGGACCGACAGACAAGGGACUCCAGGUUAUUGAGCAGCGGUAUGGUUAUGGAAUGGACCGUAUGGACCAUAAGACGUGGGAGCCAGAAAGCCGCGAGAGUCUAUCGGAGAGUCCUCGAAGCCAGGAUGCACACACCACCCUGCACUCAUGCCUACCGUUCCACGAGUCCGCCAACAUGGAAUAUGCAUCGUCGUACGGCGACUCCCUGCCACCGUCCGGCAGCGACCCAAUCGCCGCACAUGCGUCCAUGUCGCCGACGUUCCUGCAAAAGGAGUUCAUCACCAAGGGCCUCACGAGCUUCCCUCUCGCCGUGCACAUCCCCAGCGCCUUCCAGCCGACCUGCGAAUGCGGCGAGGCUCUUGGGUUCCAUACGAACCGUCUCCGACACAUGGUCGCUGACCCGCUGCAAUUACGCUUCGACCAGAGCCUGCAAGCCAUCCAGGCGGCGCUGACAGUGUGCCGCGACUUCCUCCAGUGCACCAGCUGCCACAAGGACAAUACCAGCUUGCUUCUGUCCGUGUCUGCGCUCGACUACACCCUGCAGCUCUUCGACUACUGGAUGUCCUACGAGUUCACGACCGGCGGUGUCGAUCGACUGCCGCCGCCAGGCACGGUGCCUGUGACGGGCCCUCUCCCUGUCGGGUACGGCGAGUACGAGAUGGGGGUGGAAGAGACGCGUCGCGUGCGACGGUUCCUGCUGCAUGGGCGACUGCAACAGACGCAGGAGGUGCUGCGUCUGCUCAAGGAGGUGGUUGAACUGAGCAUGUCGGGUAACGGCGAGGGAUUGGAAGGGAGCUGGCUGCAGCAGAUUAUUCGGGGAUAUGAAACGACGGUGGAGGCUUUUUUGCAGGGGAUGAUACCAUGUAUUUGCCAUUGUCAUUGCCAUUAA